Messenger RNA from Megalops cyprinoides (Indo-Pacific tarpon), 1416 nucleotides. RefSeq names its product smoothelin-like 1 (gene smtnl1). The transcript is spliced from 6 exons. Gene Ontology annotation, molecular function: protein binding. The record is from RefSeq and is a predicted model, not a curated record. Gene Ontology annotation, cellular component: microtubule organizing center; filamentous actin. Gene Ontology annotation, biological process: actin cytoskeleton organization. NCBI's taxonomy places the organism in Eukaryota, Metazoa, Chordata, Actinopteri, Elopiformes, Megalopidae. The coding region runs from base 1 to 1416 and encodes 471 amino acids.
AUGUCAGCACAAGAGCAGGAAGAGACUUCCAGCGUGAGAGGAGAGGCAUCUGAGGAAAGGGAUGCCAAGUCAGGGGGAGGAGCCGGCGAGGGAGCUGGAGAGGAGGAGCCUCAGGCAGAAGGCGGGGCUUCUGACAAGGAAGAGACUUGCCAUGCGGAAGAGGGGGCUUGUGACAACAUGGAGACAGCUGCGGGGGACAUGGGAGGUUCAGGGAAGGAGGAGAAAGACAGGGGAAAGGAGGUGCAGAAACAUGGAGAAAUAGAUGGGGGAAGCAAAGAGAGUGGCGCAAAAGAAGAAGAGGAGGAGGUGACAGAGAGACCAGCAGGGACAGGUGAGGGUCAGGGGCGGAGCACUGAGACAGAGGUAGAGAUGGGAAACAGCGAAGAGAAGAAGAAACAAGGGGAAAGGGAUACGCAGGGAGAGGACAGAAAGAAAGGGGAAAAAAUCAAAAAGGAGGAGAAUACUGAGAAGAAGAGUGGGGGAGGUGAGGAGACAGAGACAAACAAACAGAAGGACAAACGGACACAGCUGGAAUCAGCUAAAGGCCAGCAGAAAGGAAAGGGAGCCAAGAACGAGGGAGGACAAGUGAAACCAAAGGAGGGAGGUGGAGCCAAGGUGAAAGGCAAGGAGGCAGAGAAACAAAGCCAGGCGAAAAGGAAGACAGGCCUGAAUCCUUCCUCCUCUCCCGUGUCCACAACCCCCGUCUCCCUGUGCCGUCCAAGGACGUCAGCUCGCUCCUUCCGAAGCGCCACAAAAAAAGACAUACUAGCCAAGUUCCAGCAGAACUGCCCCGAAACACCAGUUGUUCCCAAUUUUAAGGUUCAGAGGUCCUCCGCGGGCUUCUCCAACGGGGCAUCGAUCAAACAGAAAGUGCUCCAGUGGUGUCGCAAUAAGACGCGCAAUUACGAGGGUGUGUGCAUUGAAAACUUCUCCUCCUCCUGGUCUGAUGGCCUGGCCUUCUGCGCGCUCGUUCACCGGUUCUUUCCAGACGCGUUCGAUUUCUGCGAGCUGCGGGCGGAAGAGAGGGAAAAAAACUUCACUUUAGCCUUCAGCACUGCAGAGUCGAAGGCUGACUGCUGCCCUCUGCUGGAAGUGAGUGACAUGAUUUUAAUGGGAGGUGCACCAGACCCGCUGUGUGUGUUCACCUAUGUGCAGUCCCUCGUCCAACACCUGUCCAAAAUAGAGAAGCAGAGGAAGGAGAAGGAGCAGGAGGAAAAGGGAGGAGCCGAGGAAGAGAGGACGAACGGGACAAAGGAGGAGGGGAGGGGGGAGCAAACGGCCGACGGCGGGGAGGCAAGCAAAUCAGAGAGCGGGAACGAGGGAGAGUGUGGAACCGAAGGAGAGAGAGGGACAGGAGAGCGGCAGCGCUCCAAAGAGAUUGUUCCAUCAAAGGUCGCCCCCUCGAGCCCCCUGUAA